Molecule: messenger RNA, 1391 nt
Organism: Salvia miltiorrhiza (redroot sage)
Lineage: Eukaryota; Viridiplantae; Streptophyta; Magnoliopsida; Lamiales; Lamiaceae
Product: floricaula protein
Exons: 3
Coding region: 77-1255 (392 amino acids)
Biological process (GO): regulation of DNA-templated transcription
Molecular function (GO): DNA binding
Source: RefSeq, a predicted model, not a curated record
AAGGGCAGCCCUUCUCCCCAACCACAAACCUCCAACCAUAUCCAUCACUACCAAACAAACUUUUUUGAGUGGAAAUAUGGAUCCUGAUGCCUUCUCAGCGAGCUUGUUCAAGUGGGACCCUCGGGCCGGGCUGGCGCCCCCGAACCGGCUGCUGGAGGCGGUGGUGCCGCCUCCUCCCCCGGCCCCCGCGGCCUACUCGAUGAGGCCGCGCGAGCUGGGGGGCUUGGAGGAGCUCUUCCAAGCAUACGGCAUAAGGUAUUUCACCGCCGCCAAGAUCGCUGAGCUGGGAUUCACGGUGAACACGCUCUUGGACAUGAGAGAUGAGGAGCUUGAUGAGAUGAUGAACAGCCUCUGCCAGAUUUUCCGCUGGGACCUCCUCGUUGGGGAGCGAUACGGCAUCAAGGCCGCCGUCAGAGCCGAGCGCCGCCGCCUCGACGAGGAGGACGCCCGCCGCCGCCACCUCCUCUCCGGCGACGCCUCGCAUGCUCUCGACGCGCUUUCGCAGGAAGGCUUGUCGGAGGAGCCGGUGCAGCAGGAGAAGGAGGCGGCGGGGAGCGGCGGCGGCGGGGUCUGGGAGAUGGUGGUGGCCAACGGGAGGAAGCAGAGGCGGAGGAAGAGCAGCUGCAAGGGCAGGUCCAGGAUGGCGUCCAUGGAGGAGGAGGAGGAGGACGACGACGAGACCGAGGGAGCGGAGGACGACGAGAACUGCGGCGGCGGAGGGAAUGAGCGGCAGAGGGAGCAUCCCUUCAUCGUGACGGAGCCCGGGGAGGUGGCGCGUGGGAAGAAGAACGGCCUCGAUUACUUAUUCCAUCUCUAUGAGCAAUGCCGCGAGUUCUUGAUCCAAGUUCAGAACAUAGCUAAGGAGAGAGGAGAAAAAUGCCCCACCAAGGUGACGAACCAAGUGUUCCGGUACGCGAAGAAGGCGGGAGCCAACUACAUCAACAAGCCGAAGAUGCGGCACUACGUGCACUGCUACGCGCUGCACUGCUUGGACGAGGAGACGUCGAAUGCGCUGCGGCGCGCUUUCAAGGAGCGCGGGGAGAAUGUGGGCGCCUGGAGGCAGGCGUGUUACAAGCCCUUGGUUGCCGUCGCCGCCAGGCAGGGAUGGGACAUCGACGCCAUCUUCAACGCCCAUCCCCGCCUCUCCAUUUGGUACGUCCCCACCAAGCUCCGCCAGCUCUGCCACGCCGAGAGGAGCACCACCGCCGCCUCCAGCUCAAUCACCGCCGCCGGAGUCGAUCAUCUGCCCUUCUAGUUACCUACUACUACUACUGCUCUUCAUUAUUACUAAUAUCUUUUCGUUUUCUGUCGGAGAUUCGAUUUACAAAUUGCUCAUAAUUAGCUCCUUCCCAUCUCAGAUUUCCAUUCCAAUGAAUUAAAUUUAAUCGGUG